AUGAGUGAUACAUUCGGUACUAUGAGCGGUGAAUCAUUUGAUGAUGACACCCAAAACUACUCUAAUUCAGAUGUCACUUCUUCUAAUACUGAGCAUCAAACAAAUGCACAUAGCCAAAGCUUGCUUUUUCCAUCUGAUAGCCUUCCUUCACAAUCACUUUCUAAUGUUUCUCAUAUGCAACUAAAUCUAGACCAAGAUGAAAAUAAUACCAGCCUAGGCUAUUUUAAAGCUAAUGAUAAAGAUUCAGACGGUAGAGAAAAUGAAACAGCAUCGUCACAGAUGGAUCAAUAUCUUGAUGAUGUAUUUUUUCAAGGUGAGGAAGCGCAAUUGCAGAAUAAUAUUAAUCAACCCAAACAAAACAAAUUGGUGGAUAAAAAACCAAUUAAUUCUAAGUAUAAGGUGGGUAUAGAACGUUUACCAUUGCAAAGAGAAUUUGUUACUGCUAAGAAGGGCGGACAUUUCACGAUUAUGGUGGUCGGACAAACCGGAUUAGGUAAGACGACUUUUGUAAACACAUUGUUUCGGACGUCAUUACUACCUAGUGUCUGGGACACCUUGGAGAGCGCUAGUGCCAACGUCUUCUUCAAGAAGACCACCAGAAUUAUCCGCCACCAGGCAUUGAUUGAAGAGAAUAAUAUUAAAUUAAAACUUACGGUGAUUGACACGCCAGGCUUCGGAGACAAUAUUAACAACUCCUUCGCCUGGUCACCCAUCAUUAGUUAUAUUGAUGAGCAAUUUAGAUCCUACAUUUUCCAAGAGGAGCAACCUAACAGAAAGAACCUCGGCGACAAUCGGAUCCAUUGCUGUUUAUAUUUUUUGAACCCAUCUAACAAAGGAAUCUCACCUUUGGAUAUAGAGGCAAUGCAGGAGAUUUCAAAGCGUGUCAACUUAAUCCCUGUCAUUGCCAAGGCUGACUCCCUUGGAAAAAACAGCAUGAACGUCUUCAAGGAAGAAGUCAAAAAGAUUAUUAAUGCUCAGGGGAUACGGGUUUGCGCUUUCCUCGAUGAAAACGACCCCGACAGCCAAACCGUCAUCAGAGAAGCACCAUUCACCUUAGUCUGCUGCGACAGCUACGUCCUGAAGCCCAAUGGAGAGCGUGUUCGCGGCAGAAAAUACAAGUGGGGUGUAGCUGAGAUAGAAAACGAAAAACACUCCGACUUUUGUCUAUUACGGGACAUUCUUAUGUCGCGUAAUAUGGUGGACUUAGUUAUCAGCAGUGAAAAAUACUACGAAACAUGCCGUUCCCACAUGUUGAUGACUCGAAUAAACCAAGCAAAAGACGGACUAGCCGCCGAAACCAGCGAAGACAAUGUGAUAUUGAGAAACAUGAAUUACGAAGACCCUGACGCCAACGGUUUACAGAACUACAAAUGUUAUCAGAUAUAUAACAAACAGUACAUGGACGAGUUGAUCAUCGAGUGGUCCCCAGAAUUUAUCCACAAACAAUGGGAGGCCAAGAAGAGAUUCAAUGAAAUAGUCCAUAUGGAAGAAAAGAAGUUUAAGGACUGGAAGCGGGCAUUGAUGUUCAAGCAGACUAACUUCAACACCGAAAUCGAGGACUUACAUAAUCGCGUCAAGAACCUACAGAUCGACUGCGAAGAAUUGGAAUCAAUCCUUCUACAAUCUGGUGGGGGUAACACUGCAGGGCUAAAUAGCAAGCGCUUGAGCAAGCACGACUUACUUCCAUGA
Messenger RNA from Eremothecium sinecaudum, 1689 nucleotides. It is a transcript of the gene SPR3, whose product is annotated as septin SPR3. Gene Ontology annotation, cellular component: cytosol; cell division site; microtubule cytoskeleton. The transcript has a single exon. The record is from RefSeq and is a predicted model, not a curated record. The coding region runs from base 1 to 1689 and encodes 562 amino acids. Lineage: Eukaryota; Fungi; Ascomycota; Saccharomycetes; Saccharomycetales; Saccharomycetaceae. Gene Ontology annotation, molecular function: molecular adaptor activity; GTPase activity; GTP binding. Gene Ontology annotation, biological process: cytoskeleton-dependent cytokinesis.